Molecule: messenger RNA, 588 nt
Organism: Lingula anatina
Lineage: Eukaryota; Metazoa; Brachiopoda; Lingulata; Lingulida; Lingulidae
Product: apolipoprotein D-like
Biological process (GO): lipid metabolic process; response to reactive oxygen species
Cellular component (GO): cytoplasm
Source: RefSeq, a predicted model, not a curated record
AUGUUUCCCAGUUUACAGGUUUGUGUUAUUGUCUCGGUCUGCUUGACCUGUCUUCUGCCCCAGUGCGUGCACUGCUCUGGCUGCAAGAAUCCUCCACCGGCAAAGAACUUCACCAACAGCAGAUACUAUGGCUUGUGGUACGAGAUUGGCAAAAUCCAAACGGCGGGAGGGGCCUUUUUCGAGAAGGACUGCGUAUGCACGACCAUUGACGUCAAACCGCUCUCCAACUCUGACGUCAGAGGUGAUGCUUCGGUCUUAAACAGUUGCCGGAAGAAGACACCACAAGGAACGUUUCUUAACGCCACAGGUAAACUAUCUGACGAGAGCCCAGCAGGUAAAUGGAAAGAAGGGUUUGCCUGGUUUGCACCAAAGGUUGACUACACCAUUAUUGCUUUGGAUGAAGAUUACGCCGUUGAGUACGACUGCGGGACUACUCUCGGCUUCACGAAUUACUGCAUCCAUAUAUUAUCAAGGAAGCCGACACAAUCACCGGAAGUGACGCAGAAGCUCCUCACUUUUGCUGAAUCACUUGGACUGAAUACAGAAAAUUUGAAAUACGUUCAGACUCUGCAAACCGGUUGCUGGUAA